This is a messenger RNA of Homalodisca vitripennis (glassy-winged sharpshooter), 366 nucleotides long. RefSeq lists its product as uncharacterized. The record is from RefSeq and is a predicted model, not a curated record. The transcript is spliced from 4 exons. Lineage: Eukaryota; Metazoa; Arthropoda; Insecta; Hemiptera; Cicadellidae. Bases 1 to 366 code for a protein of 121 amino acids.
AUGGGUCUUAUCCUCCAUCCCAAGAGCGAAUGGUCCUCGCAGGAGUCGGCCGACCGAGUACCUCUGUGUCACUUCUACUUCAGUCACCCGUUCCGAGUGGGAGACGUCUGCCAUGGUACACUGCCACUGCGACACCCGCGUCUGCCCGCCCCGGCUCCCUUGGCGUGGCGGAGGGGGCGAACCCGCGCCAGACGUCGCGGCGCACGUCGCUACGCCCCGGCUGCUCACCUCAAGGCUCACGUCUUCCUACACCCACCAGGAGCUGCCCUCGUGCCCCGGACACCCCCCACGAUAGAAGAGCUUCUCUGGACCAUCCGAGACGCCUGGCCGCCCCCGCCUCCCCGCAGCCUCUCCCUUGACAGGUAA